AUGCAGCCCUCGCCGGCGCCAAGGGAGGCCGAGCACGGAGCACCGCGGGAGCGAGCCGGGAAGGACGCGCAGGACGCGGGGUCCCCUGAGAAGCGCGCCAAGGGGGCACCCGCAAGGGAGCACCCCAAACCGGGCUGGGCCCUGUCGCAGGAGGAGCUCGCGGCCAUGACCCCCGCGCAGUGCCGCCGCCACCUGCUCUUCAGCGACUUGCUUGAGGACGUGGGCACGACCCCCCACAUCCUCCCGCGCGAGUCGGUAGAGCUGGGGUACGGCAUGCCGGACCCACUGGGGUGGGCGCAGUCGCUGGAGCCGCCGACGGCGCGCCAGGACCGGCUGCUCGGCGUCCUCAAGGCGGCCGAGGCCCGCGGACGACUCCGCGCCUUGCGGCUGCGCUACACCCGCAUGCGGGCGGAGGAGAUCUCGCUGCUCAUCCAGCAGCAGAAGUCCGCGCGCGCCGCCAUCCGGCUGGAGAUGUUCCUGCCGCCGCAGCUGAGACCCACGCGCAUCCCGGACUCCCUGGACCGCCAAGAGCGGCGGCGCGUGGAGACCAUGCUGGAGGAGAAAAUCGAUGGCGGCAAUCUCUGCGGUUACGGCAACCGCUUGCUGCGCGACCCUCCCGCAUAA
Messenger RNA from Phyllostomus hastatus (greater spear-nosed bat), 624 nucleotides. It is a transcript of the gene LKAAEAR1, whose product is annotated as LKAAEAR motif containing 1. The record is from RefSeq and is a predicted model, not a curated record. The coding region runs from base 1 to 624 and encodes 207 amino acids. Lineage: Eukaryota; Metazoa; Chordata; Mammalia; Chiroptera; Phyllostomidae. The transcript has 3 exons.